AUGUCUUCACCCGAGGCUACUUCCCGACAGUCUAUCUUCGAGAACUACGUCCACGACAUCUUCAUCGACAACGUCCACGUCGAGCUCUCCCUCUGGGACACAGCGGGCCAAGAAGAAUUCGACCGACUCCGCUCCCUCUCCUACGACGACACGCACGCCAUCAUGCUCUGUUUCAGCGUCGACUCACCCGAAUCGCUGGAGAACGUGGAGUCCAAAUGGGUAGGCGAAAUAGCGGAGAAUUGUCCCGGCGUCCGACUCGUACUCGUGGCGUUGAAGUGUGAUCUUCGGGAACCGGUGGCGGAGGGAGAGGAGGGGGAGGGGGCGUUGAAGAGGCCGUGUAUUGAUUACAAGGCUGGGUUGGCGGUGGCAGAGAAGAUCAAGGCGUUGAGGUAUCUCGAAUGCUCCGCCAUGAAGAACCGCGGCGUCAAUGAGGCGUUCACCGAGGCUGCACGCGUGGCACUGCAAGUCAAGAACGUGAAAGGCGACAAGCAAGGUGGUUGCUGUUCCGUCAUGUAG
This is a messenger RNA of Recurvomyces mirabilis, 516 nucleotides long. It is a transcript of the gene RHO3, whose product is annotated as Rho GTPase. Gene Ontology annotation, cellular component: cytosol. Gene Ontology annotation, biological process: small GTPase-mediated signal transduction. The transcript has 3 exons. Bases 1 to 516 code for a protein of 171 amino acids. The record is from RefSeq and is a predicted model, not a curated record. Gene Ontology annotation, molecular function: GTP binding; protein kinase binding; GTPase activity. NCBI's taxonomy places the organism in Eukaryota, Fungi, Ascomycota, Dothideomycetes, Mycosphaerellales, Teratosphaeriaceae.